Messenger RNA from Zingiber officinale, 1263 nucleotides. Its product is annotated as GATA transcription factor 7-like. The transcript has 2 exons. NCBI's taxonomy places the organism in Eukaryota, Viridiplantae, Streptophyta, Magnoliopsida, Zingiberales, Zingiberaceae. The coding region runs from base 122 to 1051 and encodes 309 amino acids. Gene Ontology annotation, biological process: regulation of DNA-templated transcription. Gene Ontology annotation, molecular function: sequence-specific DNA binding; zinc ion binding. The record is from RefSeq and is a predicted model, not a curated record.
CCUGUUUCUGCUCUGCUCAGCUUUUGCUGCUUCAUCCAAGUUUAAGAUCCUCAAGUAAAUCCAUAGAUCGGCGGAUCGAUCUCGCACAGUGUGUGCCAUCAGGGCGACGAAUCCGGAGGAGAUGAGCGAUCUCUUCGAUCAGAUCGACGAUUUGCUUGAUUUCCUCAACGAGGAGGAGGAGAAUGCGUUGGUAAUGGUGAAGAAGCCCUGUAAUGAAACAGGGGCCUUCCUUCUCCCUCCCUUGAUUCCUCCUCCUCCUCCGGCCGCGUCCGCCUCCGCGGCCGACGCCGGAGACGAGACGCUCGAGUCCUCCGGUAACCAAAAACAGUUUGAUGAGGAAUUGGAUUACUGGACGCCGGCGUUCCUUGACGAGUGCGAUGCCCUUCUGGCGGAGAUUGAGCUCCCGGGCGCCGCCAAGAUCGAUGCUUUCUUCCGAGACUCCAGUCCGAUCUCCAUCCUCGCACCGGCCGCCAAUUGCAGUGGUGAAUCGUCUUACUCUUCGUCUUCUUCUUCGUCUUACUCUUCGACCUCGGCUUCGCACUCCGGCGGCCGGUCGUUCCCCGCCCGCGCGCGCAGCAACCCGCGCCGCCGUCGCCUCACCGCCUUCCACCUCCCUCCUCCCCGCUCUCAUUCCACAAACGAGAGUUUCUGCGAGUCCGAGUCCUCCCCUGCUCCGCAGAAGAAGAAGAAGAUAAAAUUCACAACGAAGAGCCUGGCGGCCGGGACAGAGGAGGAAACGAGAUCGGCGCCGCCGGCGGCCGUGAGGAAGUGCACGCACUGCGGGAUACAAAAGACGCCGCAAUGGCGCGCUGGGCCGACAGGGCCAAAGACGCUCUGCAACGCCUGCGGCGUCCGCUACAAGACCGGGCGGCUCUUCCCCGAGUACCGGCCGGCGGCCAGUCCCACCUUCGUACCAGCCCUCCACUCCAACUCCCACAAGAAGGUGGUAGAGAUGCGGAUGAAGGCCGUCGACGAGUCCGCCACGCCCUCCUCCGGCACCGGCCCCGACGACGGCUGCGACCUCCUCCAGUACAUUCGCCGGCGGCAUUAACGUCAUAAAUAGAUUUAAGUAAUUUUCCUUCUCUCAUGUUAUUAUUGUUAUUAUUAUAAUUAUUAUUUAAUUAAGUUAUGCAUAAAAAAUAUUUUUAAUAUUUAGAUAUUCUUACUUGAAGCCAUACAAGUCUACCUAAAAUGUGUAGAAUUUGGUUAGCAUGUUUAUUGUGCAAAUCUUAAUUAUGUCAUUUUCAUGAAAUGAAAUGAAAC